Messenger RNA from Lottia gigantea (owl limpet), 465 nucleotides. RefSeq lists its product as hypothetical. The transcript has 4 exons. The record is from RefSeq and is a predicted model, not a curated record. Bases 1 to 465 code for a protein of 154 amino acids. Lineage: Eukaryota; Metazoa; Mollusca; Gastropoda; Lottiidae.
AUGAAGGUCUCUACCAAAUUAACUAAAUUUCAUAGUGUUUCAGCACCUGUUAAAAUGAAGUCUUUAGUUUUUAUACUAUUUUGUGCUACUACAACCAUUCACGGUUCCGUUCUGCCUGAACGUCAAGUUUGCCACAAAAAUGGAAAUGAAAUUACGAUUGGUGGGAUCUUCAUUGAUAAAAGCAAAGGUGUUUGUAGAACAUAUUACUGUAUAGAAGGAAAUCCACCUCACCUCGAUUUUGCCAGUGGUUCAUUACAGUGCAGCGAUGAAGGAAGGUGCUAUGAAAGAAAUACAGAAUUGAGAAAGAAUAACUGUGUAACAUGGAAGUGUUCCGAAGAACAAAAUGGAUGGGAAAUUACUUCAGGGUGUGCUGUAGAGGAAACUUGUCUACACGAUAGAGAAAGUGUUAUGAAAUUUGAUGGUACGAUGUGUACAUGUUCUCGUGGUAUUUUACAUUGCAUUUAA